CUGCAUUUAGGCUCCUACACAGCCUGAGGCCUCUGUCAGGACCAAAAAGCGUGAGGCCCACGUCCGAACUGAGCAGCCUGAGGCCCCUGUUCGGGCAGAACAGACAGAGGCCCCUGUCCAGCCCAAGCAGCAUGUGUCCACUAGCCAGCCUAGCGAGCCCCCAUCCACAACCGUGACUCCCCUGUGGAGCUAGAGGGUUGGGUGCGUCUGUGGGAAAACCCCAAUGGCAUCCCAAAUGUCGACAUUUCCUGGCUCAAAGAGGACACAGAAAGAGGACUGUUCACCCCUGUACAAAUCUAUAAGGACAACACUGGUCUGUUCAAGAGGCGACGGGUGAUGAAGUCAGACCGCAUGUGGUUUUACCCACCAGAACCUCCAGGCUGUGUUGGGGGUGCUCUGCUAACUCCACAGCUCUUUUCCCGGAGCUGUGUCUUUGUGUGGUGCCCUGUUGGAGUGUGGAGGUACUCUCUGAAGUGUCCUCGAGGUGAUGAGUGUGUGGGCAGAGGGCGGAAAGUGCACCUCUACAAGUUUGGCUACCAUUCACGGGUAUGUCACACCUGUGAUGUGUCCAGCUGGUACACAGCGCUCACUGAUGUCCUGUGCUGCGGACCAUGCACAAAAGCAGCAAGGAGCGGAGAAGGUGGCACCGUUGGUUGUUGGCUUGCAUGGGAUCCCGCUAAUUUAUCUCAACUUAGCGAGGCGCAUCAAGCUGUGUUCCCUGCCAUCCUCACCAGCAAGAAUGUUGUGCGCCUUCUGAGGGACCGGACUGAAGGGAACACUAUGGUCAAGGUGUGGCAGCAGAUACAGGAGAACCACGUUGAGGAGUACCUUCAACGUAAGGACAUGUGCACCACGCUCCUUAUGACCGUAGCGCAACCCGGAGGGAUUGUCUCUGCGUUUAGGCACACGUUCCAGGCUCCACCUCCUCCAAGGGAGCUUCCCUCUGCUCGGCUCUUGCGACACGCCUUCCUGCUGGCAGAGGCCAACAAUGUGCAGGAUUACCGGAGCCAGAUCCUGUCCACUUUUGGCACUGUGCUGAAAAUGGAUUCGACCAAGAAAGUGGUGAAGAAGCUGUCUGGGGAGGGUCAAGGCUCCGCUGAGUGUUCACCAGCAUCGGAAACGAGCACUCCCAAAUAGUUUAGUUUGUGCUGACCUGUGAGGAGUCCACUAAGUAGCUGGAACCGAUGUGCCGUGGAAUCGUGGAAAGAUUCCGACUAGCCAAUCAGCCUGUGCCCAAAAUCUUGUAUGUGGACCGUGGGUGUUGCCGUGCGCAGGGCCCGACAGGGGUGGAGACUUUGUUCCAGCCAUGGAUGGACAAUGGGAUGGUUGUGCGUCUGGACAUCUUCCACUGGAUCCACCGGUUUGACGCAGCCAUACGCACAGAGUCUCACUCCAAGUACGCUUUUUUCAAGUCUGCUGUAGCUGGGGCCGUGCUGGCCUACAACCGCACUGACCUGGAGCUGCUCAUCAAGGCCGUCAGAGCCAAGGAUCCGACAACGCUGAAGUCUGUCUCAGAUGAGGAUGUUGUCCGCCACUACAUUUCCAGGGAGCAGCUCAAACACCAUGUGCGGAGGGUCACACUCGGGGCUCAGGAAACAUUCCGGCUCAUCCAGCAGGCUAUUCAAGAUCAUAUGCAAAAAAAAAGUUGAUAGAGAUAGUGUAGCAAACAAGGUGAACAUAACACUGUAUGUAUGUAUGUGUAUUCACAGAGGCCAUUAAUGAGAUGUGGGCAGGUCAGCAGCAACACCUGGAGUGCAUCCAGGAUCCACCAGACAUGAACAUGUACAGGGUGGCGCACACCACAACCAUCAACAAUGUGGAUGUGCCGUACUACAAAUGUCGUGGAAGCAACAGCCUGGAAGGAUUCCACAAAUCUCUGCCUCACAUGAUUCCAGGACAUUGUCAGUGAUGGACUUGGUCCAGAGGAAGAGGUGGUUCAGCCUGGGCAGCCUGAUCCAGAUCCAGAGGCAGACGAGGCAUACCAGAGCGAUGCGGAGGCACGUGACGAUGUGCUUGAUGCCGUCCUGUCCCACAUUACGCUCACCAGCAAUGAAACCUCCAGUGUUCUUUCUCCGGCCUUUGAGGAUGCCUGCAGUCCAAACCCUCUUCCUGGCUUUCAAAAGUUGGAAAAGUUCUGCUCUGUGCUGGUGGAGAUUGGCCUUACAGAGGAUAAGCUGUCACUUACCACUGAGCAGAGGAACAAGGUCAUUGAAGUCUAGAAUGCAGUGGAGGAGCAUGACAAGCAGCCUCAGCGGUUCAACCAGCUGUACAGAACCCACUGGGGCAACACCCUCUACUGAAAAAAGGGAUGAUCUUGUUGAUGCUGCUGUGAUACAGAGGGUAAAGAUGGCCAUCCAUAAUGCCUGCCCCCUCAUCGCUGCCCAUAAUGCCUUCAACCUCCACGCGGCCCAUAAUGCCGGCUAGUCAAGCAGCCUCAGGGAUUGCUGGUCCACCUACAUCAGUCACUCCAACUCUCCCCAGAGUACCCACUACUCAAGUGAAGGAAUACCCUGCAGAA
This is a messenger RNA of Micropterus salmoides (largemouth bass), 2518 nucleotides long. RefSeq lists its product as uncharacterized. The transcript has 7 exons. The record is from RefSeq and is a predicted model, not a curated record. The coding region runs from base 337 to 1137 and encodes 266 amino acids. NCBI's taxonomy places the organism in Eukaryota, Metazoa, Chordata, Actinopteri, Centrarchiformes, Centrarchidae.